Sorex fumeus (smoky shrew) is the source of this 2416-nucleotide messenger RNA. It is a transcript of the gene CHPF2, whose product is annotated as chondroitin polymerizing factor 2. Gene Ontology annotation, cellular component: Golgi cisterna membrane. Lineage: Eukaryota; Metazoa; Chordata; Mammalia; Eulipotyphla; Soricidae. Bases 65 to 2383 code for a protein of 772 amino acids. The record is from RefSeq and is a predicted model, not a curated record. The transcript is spliced from 4 exons. Gene Ontology annotation, molecular function: glucuronosyl-N-acetylgalactosaminyl-proteoglycan 4-beta-N-acetylgalactosaminyltransferase activity.
GCUGCCGGGCCUGGGUGCACCCCGGCCCUCGAGCUGAGGUUUCGGGGCUCCACGUGGCACGGCCAUGCGCCUGAACGCGCUGUUGGCGCUGCUGCGCCCAGCGCUGCCCCUCAUCCUCGGGCUCUCCCUGGGCUGCAGCCUGAGCCUCUUGCGGGUUUCCUGGAUCCAGGGGGAGGGCCCAGACCCCUGCGAGGAGCCUGUGGGGCAGCCGGGAGGGCGGCAGAACCCCGCCGCAAGGUGGCGGCUGGACCAAAGCGAUGAAGACUUCAAGCCGCGGAUUGUCCCCUACUAUAGGGACCCCAAUAAGCCCUACAAGAAGGUGCUCAGGACCCGCUACAUCCAGACGGAGCUGGGCUCCCGGGAGCGGCUGCUGGUGGCGGUUCUCACUUCCCGGGCCACGCUGUCCACGCUGGCCGUGGCCGUGAACCGCACGGUGGCCCACCACUUCCCGCGGUUGCUCUACUUCACCGGGCAGCGGGGGGCCCGGGUGCCGGCCGGCAUGCAGGUGGUGUCCCACGGCGACGAGCGCCCGGCCUGGCUCAUGUCGGAGACGCUGCGUUACCUGCACACGCACUUCGGAGCCGACUACGACUGGUUCUUCGUCAUGCAGGACGACACGUACGUGCAGGCCCCCCGCCUGGCCGCCCUGACCGGCCACCUCAGCAUCAACCAGGACCUGUACCUGGGCCGGCCCGAGGAGUUCAUCGGCGCGGGCGAGCAGGCCCGCUACUGCCACGGGGGCUUCGGCUACCUCCUGUCCAGGAGCCUCCUGCUGCGCCUGCGGCCACACCUGGACGGCUGCCGAGGGGACAUCCUCAGUGCCCGGCCCGACGAGUGGCUGGGCCGCUGCCUCAUCGACUCCCUGGGCGUCGGCUGCGUCUCGCAGCACCAGGGGCAGCAGUACCACUCGUUUGAGUUGGCCAAGAACAGGGACCCCGAGAAGGAGGGGAGCCCGGCUUUCCUGAGUGCCUUUGCCGUGCACCCUGUUUCAGAGGGAAACCUCAUGUACCGGCUGCACAAACGCUUCAGUGCGCUGGAGCUGGAGCGUGCCUACAAUGAGAUCGAGCAGCUGCAGGCUCAGAUCCGGAACCUGACGGCGCUGACCCCGGAAGGGGAGGCGGGGCUGAGCUGGCCCGUGGGCCUCCCGGCGCCCUUCCGGCCGCGCUCGCGCUUCGAGGUGCUGGGCUGGGACUACUUCACGGAGCAGCACACCUUCUCCUGCGCCGACGGAGCGCCCAAGUGCCCGCUGCAGGGGGCCAGCCGCGCCGACGUGGGCAACGCCGUGGACACGGCCCUGGAGCAGCUGAACCGGCGCUACCAGCCGCGCCUGCGCUUCCAGAAGCAGCGGCUGCUCAACGGCUACCGGCGCUUCGACCCGGUGCGGGGCAUGGAGUACACGCUGGACCUGCUGCUGGAGGCCGUGACGCAGCGGGGCCACCGGCGGGCGCUGGCGCGCCGGGUCAGCCUGCUGCGGCCGCUGAGCCGCGUGGAGAUCCUGCCGGUGCCCUACGUCACCGAGGCCACGCGCGUGCAGCUGGUGCUGCCGCUGCCGGGCGCCGAGGCGGCGGCCGCCCCCGCCUUCCUGGAGGCCUUCGCGGCGGGCGUCCUGGCGCCCCGCGAGCACGCGCUGCUCACGCUGCUGCUGGUCUACGGCCCGCGGGACGGCGGCCGCGGCGCCCCCGACCCCUUCGUGGGCGUGAAGGCGGCGGCGGCCGAGCUGGAGCGCCGCCACCCGGGCGCCCGGCUGGCCUGGCUGGCCGUGCGCGCCGAGGCCCCGUCGCAGGUGCGCCUCAUGGACGUGGUGUCCAAGAAGCACCCCGUGGACACCCUCUUCUUCCUCACCACCGUGCGGACCCGGCCGAGCCCCGAGGUGCUGAACCGCUGCCGCAUGAACGCCAUCGCGGGCUGGCAGGCCUUCUUCCCCAUCCACUUCCAGGAGUUCAACCCGGCCCUGGCCCCGCAGCGGCCGCCCGCGGGGGGCGCGGGCGCGGGCCCCGACCCCCCCUCCCCUCCCGGCGGCGACCCGGCGCGGGGCAGCCCCGCGGGGGGCAGGUUCGACCGGCAGGCGUCGGCCGAGGGCUGCUUCUACAACAGCGACUACCUGGCGGCGCGGGCGCGGCUGGCGGCCGAGCUGCCCGGCCCGGAGGAGGAGGAGGCCCUGGAGGGGCUGGAGGUGAUGGACGUCUUCCUGCGGUUCUCGGGGCUGCACCUCUUCCGCGCCGUGGAGCCGGGGCUGGUGCAGAAGUUCUCGGUGCGCGAGUGCAGCCCGCGGCUGAGCGAGGAGCUGUACCACCGCUGCCGCCUCAGCAACCUGGAGGGGCUGGGCGCGCGCGCGCAGCUGGCCAUGGCCCUGUUCGAGCAGGAGCAGGCCAACAGCACAUAGCCGGCCGCGUGGCCGGCCGGCGGGAGGACGGAG